UAGUAGUACGCUCGCCGCGACACGCGCCCGGAAGACUGUCAAAUAAAUACGAGCUGAAAUAUAUCUGCUGUCGCGUUCUGUGAUCCUGGUAUAUACGUGCUGUUGCAAGGAUGAAUUUUUGUUUGUUUUUUGUGUUGUUUGGUUAUUUUUUCGCAUGGAGCGCGGGCAUGUUGUACCGGCGAGACUCGGAUAAUGUACUCAAACCCGACCUUUUGCCUGUAUCGUCAACUGUGAUGCCGCUACCAUAUUACUCCAUAUAUGGAUACGAGAAGAAAAUGCUUCGAGGAAAAGAUAAAAAACGACCACAAGGAAAAAUCUCGCUAGUCACGAAAGAGCCUAAAUAAAAAGUUUUAUUUUAUUUGUUAAUUAAGCAUCUGUAUUAAAAAGAAUAAAGUUCAAAAUAUUGUUAAUCUGUUUUACACUUUUGUU
Achroia grisella is the source of this 429-nucleotide messenger RNA. RefSeq lists its product as uncharacterized. The record is from RefSeq and is a predicted model, not a curated record. The coding region runs from base 111 to 344 and encodes 77 amino acids. The transcript has 2 exons. Lineage: Eukaryota; Metazoa; Arthropoda; Insecta; Lepidoptera; Pyralidae.